AUGAUUCAGGUGGUGGAGCGCCAGAACAGCUCCAGAGAGACACAUCCUAGAACUUACCCUCAGUGUCAAGUGACAGUGCCGGGUUCAUCUUUGCCUCUUUACUGGCUCUUUCCUGUGGGCCUUCUAGCUUAUGGUUUCUUUGUCCUGCCUCUUCCUCCCUACGUGACAGCGCUCAGCCGCCAAAAGGAACUGGGUCUUACUAGCAAACUCAGUGCCGUGAAUGACAAUCCACUGGACGGAGAGCUCGCAAAUCUACACAACCUACAGGGCUGGAUGAAUGAGACCCACAGCUAUGACCCUGAGACUUUCCACCCCUCCAUCACACACUCUGUCUAUGUUACACUGGAAGGCAGCCGGCUGCAACUAGCAUACCCACGUGCCAACAUCGCCCGGUGGGCUUCUUUCGACGAGACACCCCACAAAGCCGUUUUUCUGCGUUCACGCACUUACCAGCUGGCUAACUGUAAGGUGUCUCUGGUGCCUCCUGGUUUGGCUCGUAAGAGGGUGUGGAACAGGAAGUACCCAAUCUGCAUCACUCUGGCUGAGGGGGAGGUAGGGGAGGAAAGCGUGGUUGAAGGGCAGGAAACCGAAGAAGAAAGGGAAGAGAAAAACACAGAUCCCCACCAGCAGUUUCCCGUCACCCUCUACCUGUUUGGUCGCACUGGAAGAGAGAAGGAGGAGUGGUUCCAGCAUUUUGUGUCAGCCUCUAGAGCCUUAGCCCAGACCAGUGUAAGAGAUGAAGGAAACACAGAAACACUAAGCAGUGGAGAGACCAUUAAAGAAAGCACAGAGGAGCUGCCUGAUUUCCCAGGAGCAAUGAAAGCAAAAACCCUAUUGGACUACAGCUCCUACAUGACUCAGCUAAUGGGCUCAGAAAGUUGCAAUCCCACCCCCAGCCCCUGCCACAGUGACAAGGGAAGCCCCUCGACUUGCAAAAAGAUUGACGCCAAAGAGCAUGGUUCUGGAGGUCAGGGUGGAGCUGAGGCUGAUGCAGGUACUGGGCCGGGGGAAUGCUCUGCAGAGAGUGAGCCCACCUGGGUUAACUGUCUGGUGGGAAGAAUCUUCUGGGACUUUCUCUGGGAGAAAUACUGGGCCGAUCAGGUGGCGCACAAAAUCCAGAAGAAACUCAGCAAGAUCAAGCUGCCGUACUUCAUGAAUGAGCUGACUCUAGCUGAUCUGGACAUGGGCACCUGCCUACCUCACAUCCUUAGCACAUCUAAACCUACGCUGGACUCCAGAGGUCUGUGGCUACAGCUGGAGUUGGUGUACACCGGCUGCCUUCAGAUGACCCUAGAGACAAAGAUGAACCUGUGUAAGCUGGGUAAAGAGGGAGAGGAUGAGGCUCACAGUGUACCAGAGACCCAGAAAGUGGGCUCUAAGAUGAAGCUGUGUAUACUGGCUGAUAGUGAUGAAGAGUCAUCCAGCGCAGGGUCAUCUGAUGAAGAGGAGGUCCCUCCAUCUGAGCUACACGGAUGCGUGGGAGACAAGAGUCCUGUAAUGGCGGCUGACGGGCACGCAGGUGGCAGGACAAGCAGGAAAAUCUUGAGAUUCGUGGACAAGAUAGCAAAGUCCAAAUACUUCCAGAAAGCCACAGAGAAUGAGUACAUAAGAAAGAAGAUAUCUGAGGUUUCCAACAUGCCCCUGAUGCUGAGCGUUGAGGUCCUGGAGCUUUCUGGGACGCUGGCCAUCAACAUCCCUCCUCCUCCUACUGAUAGGAUAUGGUACAGUUUCCGGGUGCCUCCCAGGUUGGACCUUCAUGUGCGUCCCAUGCUGGGGGAGAGGGAGGUCACCUUCACUCAUGUAACUGAGUGGAUUGAGAAAAAACUGCAGUGUGAGUUCCAGAAAGUGUUUGUCAUGCCCAACAUGGAUGAUCUUUAUCUGCCCCUCAUGACAUCUGGACUGGACAACCCACCCGCAUCCCACCAUUCCUCAAUCCAUUCCUCAUCCCAGCAAUCGUCCAUGGAGUCUCAGGAGUACCUGUCAGAGUAGGCGCGGCUGAUGCCUCAGAUGCUGAGGCAAAAUUGCUGAUGUUCAGCUAUUAUCCUGAAUCUCUAAUGGAUUCAGAGGCUGCUGCAGCUGGGUCCCAGCUUGAGUGGGUUCUCUGUUACCAGUGCAGGACAAACGUCUCCUGAAGCCUCGCUGAGCUCAGCAGUGACCUCCUGACUGUGAGAAUGAUGCUGCAGUGCCCCCUACUGUGAAGUUCAUUACUGACAAGAGAAAUGUUUUUUACAAUGCUGACAACUGCUAACUGCACAAAAUUAAAGGGUUAUUGAUGUAUUUUUAAAAGGGAAUGCUGUUUGAGCCAACUAUCAUCCAUCCGUCCAUCCAUCCAGGAAAGAAUAAAAUUUGAUGAAAACUUU
Molecule: messenger RNA, 2360 nt
Organism: Maylandia zebra (zebra mbuna)
Lineage: Eukaryota; Metazoa; Chordata; Actinopteri; Cichliformes; Cichlidae
Source: RefSeq, a predicted model, not a curated record